UGUUUGUGGGGACAAACGCCCCUGUGUGAGUGUUGCCUCCGAAGUUUCCUUCGACCGUAGUGCAUGUGAGGUGUAAAAUGUGAAUCCGAAUAGCUUGAUUCUCUAACCUUCACUUUUCCUUAGUCAUCAAAUCCUUGUCGCUUCCUCCCAAAGCAAAGACCUCACCUUUAUAAUCGUCUUUCUUUUUCAAUUCUAUGGCCACUCAUCAUCAUUGUAGACUUUAAGAGUAGUGAUCGAGGUGUAAACAGGGAGACAGCAAGAAGGCGAAGAUGUCGGAUUGGGGGCCGGUGUUUGUGGCGGUGGUGCUCUUCAUCGUGCUCACGCCGGGGCUGCUGAUUCAGAUACCGGGAAAGCACCGAUUCAUAGAAUUCGGCAACUUCCAGACAAGUGCGAUUUCCAUACUGAUUCAUUCCAUCCUCUAUUUUGCUCUCAUAUGCAUCUUCUUGUUAGCUGUUGGAGUCCACAUAAGCAAUUUAUUUUCGAGCAAAAUGGCGGAUUGGGGGCCUGUGGUGAUCGGUGUGGUACUGUUCGUGCUACUCCAACCGGGACUUCUUUUCCAGUUUCCGGGCAACAGCCGGCAGCUGGAGUUCGGCAGCUUGAAGACCAACGGCAAGGCCAUAGCUGUCCACACUCUCAUCUUCUUUGCUCUCUACGCUAUCCUCAUCUUGGCCGUCCACGUCCACAUCUACGCCGGCUAAUCCGGUUGUCUCAGCUUCUCUCUGUCAGAGUCUCAGGGUUUGGUUUCUGUUCAAGAUCUGUGUAUGUUUUUCGAUGAUUAAUG
Corylus avellana is the source of this 781-nucleotide messenger RNA. RefSeq lists its product as uncharacterized. Lineage: Eukaryota; Viridiplantae; Streptophyta; Magnoliopsida; Fagales; Betulaceae. The record is from RefSeq and is a predicted model, not a curated record.